Molecule: messenger RNA, 564 nt
Organism: Staurois parvus
Lineage: Eukaryota; Metazoa; Chordata; Amphibia; Anura; Ranidae
Source: the annotation of a GenBank genome assembly
AAAACAAAAACAAAACAUAUAUAUAUAUAUAUAUAUAUAUAUAUAUAUAUACACUAUAUUGCCAAAAGUAUUGGGACACCCCUCCAAAUCAUUGGGUUCAGGUGUUACAUGGCACAGGUGUAUAAAAUCAAGCACCUAGGCAUGCAGACUGCUUCUACAAACAUUUGUGAAAGAAUGGGUUGCUCUCAGGAGCUCUGUGAAUUCAAGUGUGGUACCGUGAUAGGUUGCCACCUGUGCAAUAAGUCCAUCAGUAAGAUUUCCUUGCUACUAAAUAUUCCACCCUCAACUGUUAGUGGUAUUAUAACAAAGUGGAAGCAACUGGAAACAAUAGCAACUCAGCCAUGAAGUGGUAGGCCAUGUAAAAUGACAGAGUGGGGUCAUGCUUAAGUGCGCAGAAGUCGCCAACUGUCUGCAGAGUCAAUAGCUAAAGACCUCCAAACUUCGUGUGACCUUCAGAUGAGCGCAACAGUGCGUAGAGAGCUUCAUGGAAUGGCUGAGCAGCUGCAUGUGGUGUAAAGCAUGCCACUACUGGACUCUGGAGCAGGACUUCUCUGGAGUGACGAA